Molecule: messenger RNA, 1320 nt
Organism: Aspergillus brunneoviolaceus CBS 621.78
Lineage: Eukaryota; Fungi; Ascomycota; Eurotiomycetes; Eurotiales; Aspergillaceae
Product: urease accessory protein UreF
Exons: 2
Coding region: 88-1092 (334 amino acids)
Molecular function (GO): nickel cation binding
Source: RefSeq, a predicted model, not a curated record
GCCGGGCAUCAUGAAUUGUCAAUUGUUACUCUCCCUGCCCAAGAAACCUCCUCCCAUACCUUGGAUAGCUUGCCGAACACCCCCCAAAUGGCCGUCAAAAUCACCACUCGAGACCUAGAGCAGGAGAUCAUCGAUCUCGAGUCACGUCUACAACAUGCUCGGAAACGUCUAGCAUUGGCAUCGUCCUCCCCUUCCACACCGCUACCACCGUACAAUAACCACCACCACCACGAUGAUGGCGACUCCGACUAUGACACGACUCCCACCAAGGACAGCACAGCAGCAGUACCACCACCACCCUCAAUCCCGAUUUCGCACGCGCUUCUUCUCCUCUCCGACUCCGCCCUCCCGCUGGGCUCCUUCGCCUACUCCAGCGGUCUGGAAUCCUACCUAGCCCACAACAAACCGCUCCCCCGCACCGUCACCCCCGUGGCCUCGUUCCAUCGCUUCCUGAAGCUCUCGAUCGCCUCGAUGGCCAGCACCUCCAUCCCCUACGUGCUGGCCGCAUACCGGAACCCGGAGGAGCUGGAGACGCUGGACAACGACAUGGACGCCUCGACGCCCUGCAUCGUGGCGCAGCGCGCGAGCGUCGCCCAGGGCCGGGCGUUGAUCGGGGUCUGGGAGCGCGCGUUCCGGGCCUCCUACACAACAACAACAACAACAACAACAACAACAACAACAACAACCACCACCCUCACCCCCGCCGCGGCGGCCGCGGUGCAGGCCAUCUCCAAUUUCUCGGACGCGUUGAAGCUGUGCGGCGAUACGGCGGACGAGCUGGGGCCCAAGGGCCAUCUGGCGCCGCUGUGGGGGGUCGUGUGCUCGGCCAUGGGCAUGGAUGCCCGCCAGACGGCGUAUGUAUUCAUGGUGAACCACGCCAAGGCGGUGCUGAGUGCGGCGGUGCGGGCCUCGGUCAUGGGCCCGUAUCAGGCGCAGAGCGUGCUGGCCAGUCGGCGUCUGCAGGACAUGAUCACCGAACGCAUCGACAAGGAAUGGGAUACCCCCGUCGAGGACGCCGGGCAGAUCGUACCGCCGUUGGAUCUGUGGGUGGGCAGACACGAGCUGCUGUACAGUCGGAUCUUCAAUUCCUGAUCACACCCACCACCAACCGCACCAAGCAUAUUUGCAUUUUUCUGGAGUCAUUCGUUAUUUUGGAGUGGGGGCAUUGGUCGUUUUGUAAUUUCAUGGCAAGUCAGCGCAAGAGUCUGGGUAAUGACGGAAUUUUUUUUGAGCAUUGGAUAAAUCUGGGCUGCGUUCAGCAUCUUUGUUCGGUCUCUUUCAUCAAUAUAGUUAUUUUUUCUAAAGUUAAUCCUACAUGUG